AUGGUAAAGCGUAAAAUCGAUAUCGUUGGAGAAGAAGGAGCCAUUCCGCGCAGGUCAGCAAGGGCUACAAAGAAGGCAAAAGUGAUUGUCUUUGAGGACCCCGCAAGUGAAGAGGUAGAAAUAAAGGCGGUUCAGGUGAAUAGUGAAUUCACAGAGUCGUCAAAGAAGAAAGAAAAAGUCAAAGCUUCCCCUCGAGAUAUUAUUGACCUUUCGAGCCUUCCGCAACGCGUAUCAAGCAAUUGGAAAGUAGGAGCCCACGUAUCUGCUGCUGGUGGCAUCGAGAAUACUGUGCUGAAUGCAGCCAAAAUCGGCGCUAAUGCAUUCGCCCUUUUCUUAAAAUCCCAAAGGAAAUGGAUUUCACCACCGUUAACAGAAUCGAGCAUAUCAUUGUUCAAGUCGCGUAUGAAAGAGCUUUCGUAUAAUCCGAAACAUAUCCUCCCGCAUGGAAGUUAUCUGAUAAAUUUAGGGAAUCCAGAUGAUGAGAAGAGGGAAAAAUCCUACGAAUGUUUUUUGGAUGAUUUGAAGAGAUGUGAUGCGCUUGGACUGGAAUUGUAUAAUUUUCACCCAGGAUCCAGUCUCGGAAUUGUCGAACCCUCAGUAUCUAUGGCCCACAUCGCGGACUGCAUCAACCGAUCGCAUGGGGACACAUCGGGAUCAAAAGUGGUAGUUGUGUUAGAAAACAUGGCAGGUUCAGGAAACAUAAUCGGUUCAGAUUUUGUGCAGUUGGGAGAAAUUAUAAGCCAGGUCAAUGACAAGACUCGUGUGGGUGUUUGUCUGGAUACUUGUCAUAUGUUCGCUGCGGGAUAUGAUAUCCGUACGGAACAAGGAUGGAAUUCUACAGUGGAAUUGUUUAACGCUCAAGUCGGCCUCAAAUACCUUCGGGGUAUGCACUUGAACGAUUCCAAAACGGAAUGUGGCUCGAAAAAGGAUAGACAUGAUAAUAUUGGAGUUGGACACCUUUCAAUACGAACAUUCGCUCAUAUCCUUGCCGAUCCUCGAGUGCAAGAUAUACCUUUGAUCCUUGAGACUCCAAGUCACGAAGAAUCGAGCAAGAAUUGGGACGUCUGGGCUAAGGAGAUUGAAGUCCUGAAUCUCCUUAGCACGAGUUCAAUUCCUAACACGAAUGCGGCCUCGGAUGCUCUUCCUUCUCGCCAUGACACCACAAACAGUAUAGAAAAUGCAGAAAACCCACGGGGUGGCACAAACGGCGCACAUAAAUUGAAAUUGGAUUCAUUGGCUCAAAGUAUUAAGGACGCGAUCACAACUGCGGAGACUACCGGGAGAAGGAAGAAGGCAACGAAUGCGUCUGCUUCUCGCGGAGGUAAGAAGUCAAGAAGGGGGAAAAGAAAAGAGGAAGAAGAGGAGGGGGAAAGUGAAUAGGCAAAAAUUUGAAGAAAUGUCAGUGAUAACCAGUUCACCGUUUGUUUAUCCCGAAAAUAGCUUGUGGGACAGAUGACCUGGGUACAAAAGAUCAGAGGUAGUCGAUGAUCCAUCAUAGAAGAUGCGGUAGUAGUAAGAGCUUUAUGGUAAUUGGAGCAAGGUCGAUGCUUAUCCAGGAUUUUCCCCGCGUUACGAGAA
This is a messenger RNA of Lentinula edodes (shiitake mushroom), 1578 nucleotides long. RefSeq names its product xylose isomerase-like protein. Lineage: Eukaryota; Fungi; Basidiomycota; Agaricomycetes; Agaricales; Omphalotaceae. The record is from RefSeq and is a predicted model, not a curated record. Gene Ontology annotation, molecular function: phosphoric diester hydrolase activity; DNA-(apurinic or apyrimidinic site) endonuclease activity; DNA binding. The transcript is spliced from 11 exons. Gene Ontology annotation, cellular component: mitochondrion; nucleus. Gene Ontology annotation, biological process: base-excision repair. Bases 1 to 1380 code for a protein of 459 amino acids.